AUGAGUCACGGUUUCGUGGUGAAGGCGAGUGAGGACGUUCCGCUAGAGCUAUUGGAAGAAUAUGAUAUUUCUUUAUCACCAGUAAUUUAUCGAGGGAGUGAGGAAGCUGAAGACGUAGCGAGGCAUUUUGUGGAAGCAAUCGUUGAAGUAGGAAGAAAGGUGGAGAAAUUACUCAAAACCAAUAAAACCAUAAUAAUGAGCGAGACGGAGGAAAAAUUAUUUAAAAAAUGUAAUUUGUGUAAAUGCUAUUUAACUGAACAUGAUAAAGUUAGAGAUCAUUGUCAUUUGAGCGGAAAAUUUAGGCAGACACUUUGUUUUAAAUGCAAUCUAACGUUAAAACAACCUAAAUUUGUACCACGUUUUUUUCAUAAUUUAAGUAAUUACGACUCUAAUUUCAUUAUCACUGAACUCGCUUAUGACUCUAAGACUAUUUCUGUUAAUCCAAAUAGUGAGGAGAAAUUUAUAUCUUUUUCAAAAUAUUUAAGUAGUACCUUCACUAUUCGGUUUAUCGAUACAAUGAGGUUCAUGGCGUCGUACUUAGAAAGAUUGGCUGAAAAUCUCGUGACACCGGAUCUAGAAAAAUUUCGUGAGACGGGGAAACAUUUUUUCGACGGGUAUAUGUCGCUCGUCACUCGGAAGGGGGUGUAUCCAUACGAGUAUACAGAUAGUUGGAGAAAAUUAGACGAGGAUAGGUUACCGAAAAAAGAAGAUUUUUAUAGUACGCUAAAGGAGAGCGAUAUUGAAGAAGACGAGUAUAUCCAUGCUGCGGAGGUAUGGCGACACUUUGGUUGUUCGACACUAGGAGAAUAUUCAGAUCUUUACUUAAAAAUCGAUGUGCUAUUGAUCGCCGACGUUUUUGAAACCUUUCGGGAUGUAUGCUUGACAGUUUAUACCAUAGACUCCGCAUAUUACUACACAACCCCUGGAAUGUCUUUUGAUUGCAUGUUGAAGAAGACUAUGGUAAAAUUGGAGCUAUUGACAGACUAUGAGAUGUUGUUAAUGUUUGAAAAAAGGUAUUCGUCGGCGAUUGGUGCAGGUAAUAAUCUGUAUGGUUAUUUGAUGGGAGAAUAUAUGCCAAUUGGUGGUUUUGAAUGGGUUAAACUGUUACUUAUGGGGUUGAAUGAUUUGAACGAUACUUCCCCAAUAGGAAGGAUUUAUGAAGUGGAUAUAGUAUACCCAAAGGAAUUACAUGAUAGACAUAAAGACCUACCUUUACUUCUCAAAACGCAAUAA
Messenger RNA from Rhopalosiphum padi (bird cherry-oat aphid), 1233 nucleotides. RefSeq lists its product as uncharacterized. The coding region runs from base 1 to 1233 and encodes 410 amino acids. NCBI's taxonomy places the organism in Eukaryota, Metazoa, Arthropoda, Insecta, Hemiptera, Aphididae. The transcript is spliced from 3 exons. The record is from RefSeq and is a predicted model, not a curated record.